AUAUUUUUUGUUACUAGUAGCUUCUUGUUCCUAGCAGUAAGGCCAGGAGCUACUAGCUGCGUCCACGCUGUGCAACGCCCGCCUCCCCCCGAGGUGGGAGAACCUCCCGGAGUGCACGCCUCUGUGCAACGCGGAUUUGCUGAGGGCCGGGCGGAAUCUCGUGAUGGAUCCGGCCUGUGAGAGUUGCAUCGCUGGCGAGGAGUGCAACUGCACGGUGAGCUGCGAGACCGGCUUCGAGAUCCAUGGUGGAGGUCCUCCGGGCCCCCGCAGUUGCAGCCUAGAGGAUCUCAGUUUGGGGCCUGCGCCCGUGUGCCGACAGCCGCAGGCCGGUGAGCCGGGGCACUUGCCCACCUGCCCCACGCCAGAAGUGGCCCAUGCAGCAGUGGAUUGCCAGUGCCACGAGUCACCGGAUGGGUGCACGUGCCCGAUCUUUUGCCUUCACACCCAUGGCAACAUCAAGGCAGAGGAAGCGCCCGAGGGUGACAAGCAGUGCACCAUCGAAGACCAGAUGCCACCGGCUGCCACCUGUAGCGACUUGAGCAAAGAGGAAGACUGCUUGGGGCACUCACAGGAGGGCGAGCCCUGCUGCUUCCGCGAGGAGGGCCUCUAUGCGAACUGCCACGACGGCGGGUGUGAGGCUAUUCCAAGCUCGGUCUGUGCGCCGCGAUCGGACCCGAAGAUGUUCUUCGUCCCGACGAGCUGCGCCAAGUCCUUGUUUUCCAAGUGGCAGGAGAUGCCCGACUGUCAGCCCCGCUGUGUGCCGAAGAACCUCGUGGGUGAUCAUCUGGACUUGAAGGACUGUGACAACUGCAUCGCGGGGCAAACAUGCGACUGCAAGGUGAAGUGCAUGGAUGGCUUUGAACGCGUCGGUGGCGGUUCCGAGGGCGACCGCAGCUGCACGGUCGACGCCUUGGACUUUGAGGAAGCGCCCGUGUGCCAGGAGAAGGAGGCCACGCCACAGUGCGAGGCUGUGUUCAGCACGGACAGCUUCACGGCAAGUCCGGACUGCGCGGCCUGCCGAGCCGACGAGCCCUGUGACUGCAAGGUCGAGUGCCAGAAGGGCUUCAAGAUCUUCACCGACGUACAGGAGGGGGAGAAGAAGUGCUACAAGGACCCUGACUACGCUCUGAAGAAAAGCACCGAAGCGUGCGCGGAAUUCCACAGUGAAGAAGAAUGCUUAGAAGGAGAAGCAGAUGGUGUGCCCUGCUGUUGGAGAGGUUCCCUCGAGCUUGACAGCACGGGAAAGCCUGUCGGUGCUGGCUGGGGUGGAAGGCUAUGUGCCAAGAAGGGCGACAGCAUGAUCAAGAGGCACACGCCGCCAGAUGCUUGCGCUGCCACCCAAGGAGCCAAGAUGGAUCCCCUUCCCGUUUGCAAGCAGCUCUGCGUGAAUCAGUUCGCCACGGCCCAAAAUGUGGUGGAGGAGAAUUGCGAUGAGUGCUUCGUGGGAGAGGAAUGUGGCUGCACUGUGAAGUGCGAGGAGGGCAUGAUUCAAAAGUCAGGUGAGAAAGGCUCAAAGAAGUGCGGUGAUGGUGAAGACAAGACCUCCUUCGGUGAGCCCUUGGUGUGCGAGCCCAAGAAGCCGCCAGAGGUGCCGCGCUGUCCGACUCCCAGGGAUGUCGCUUGGAAGGUGAGCGGCUGCAGGAACUGCAAGGCGGGUGACAAGAACUGCAAGUGCGACGUUCGCUGUGAAACAGGUUACAAACACACUGGAGGUGGUGAACCAGGAUCGAAGGAGUGCGUCUCGAAGAUCUAUGAGUGUGCACCCAGUUUGACUUGGAAAGACGGGCAAUGCUUAGCUGGUGGCAAGCCGGAGUAUACCUUUUGCUGCCACGAAGCCAUCGAGGGCACCGUGGAGCUAGAUGCUUCGAGCGACUGCGCCAGUUUGACGAAAGAGAGGUUGUGCUUGGGUGGGAAGGAUCUGACCACGCAAGAGGCUUGCUGUUGGAGAGCUGAAGGCUUUACAGAUGGGAAGAAGUGCGCCGCCCGUGGCUCCGCCGUGAUUACAAACGACCACCGCGUCCAAGCCUGCGCCGAUCGACCGAAGAUCCUCUGGGGCCUCUACGAGGACCUUCCAAUGUGUCAGGAGAAGUGCAAGAACCCCUACCAGGCAACCUACAAACAGAUGAUCUACGGGGGCUUCGGCUUGAAGGUCACCGGCUGCGACGACUGCGUGCCUGGCGAGAAGGACUGCAACUGCAAGGUGAACUGCAAGCAAGGCUAUGUCCAUGUCGGUGGAGGAAAGGAAGACAAGGAUGGCAUGCGCAUGUGUGAUGCCAAGACCAAGAGCUUUCCACUGGCCCCCACCUGCAUGAAGAAGCCUUCGCCACCGCAGUGCAGUGAUCCCAGUGAGGAGGAUACCCUGAAAGUGAAGGGCUGUAGAUUUUGUACUCCCGGAGAGAAGUGUGACUGCAAGAUCGAAUGCCCCUACGGUUCGGGCCACAACUCGGGCUCCACCGGCAACAAGGAGUGCACUGCGGUCCCCGCGACGCUCACAGAGGCAACCUGUAGUGAGAUCAAAAGCAAGCACAGCUGCCUCAGCAGCGCGGAGUCGAAGAUGCCCUGCUGCUAUCGCCAGGCCGGCUUCGGAAAUCCUCUUCACGUUUGUGCGAAACAGGGUUCGGAGGACAUCCAAGACGCACCUGACAAGUGUGCUCGCCUGGAGGUCGCCAUCUUCCCGGAUCUGCCCAACUGCGUGCCCAUUUGCUUAAAGAGCUUCCACUUGCAAGGGAGGAGCUACAAGACGGAAAAUUGCGAACGUUGCCUGGCCGAUACACCUUGUGAUUGCAAGAUGACCUGUCGGGACAAUUACGAGUACGUGGGUGGAGAGAAGGAAGGUUCCAGGGGCUGCACGGUCUCCAACACCUACCUGCCGCCACCCCCGGUUUGUCACAAGAAGGACGUGCCCAAGUGCACAGAACCGGACAAGGACUCCCUGCAGAAAGUGCGCCUCAGCAACUGCGGGAGCUGUAUUGCUGGCUCCACCGACUGCAGGUGUACGGCCACGUGUUUGCCGGAGCACAUUCUGAUGCCUGGAUCGGAGGUCAAAGAGGGCCUCAAGAGGUGCCUGGCUGUGGAUGCCACCUCGGGUGCGAUGCCUUGUGAAGAGAUCACAAGUGGCAAGAACUGCGCCAAAAAGUUGUACAAUGGAAAGCGAUGCUGCUGGGAGAGAGGGAUGAUGGGCUACGGAAAUUGCUACACUCAGGGUAGCUCAAAGAUGUCCAAAUGGGGCGACACGGACAAGCCCAAGUGUGCACCGCUACAAGUGGGGCGCUAUGAGGACUUCCCUACCUGUGUGCCCACAUGCAAGAAAAAGUUCCACGAAUAUCCUGGGCUGGACUAUGACAAGAAGGUGUGCGAUGUUUGCACACCAAAGAGAUAUCCUGGCCAGGAGGCCUGUCAGUGCAGCGUGAAAUGCGCCGAAGGCUUUCGCCCAGUGGGCGGCCCACCCGAGGGGCCGAGGUCGUGUGACCCCAACGACAAGCACGGCGGCGGCGCAAGCAUCAGCGGUGGUGCAUUUUUGUCACCACCUGCCUGCAUCAAGAAGUUAGAUCCACCUCGUUGUUCCAGGCCAGAGAUGCCAGGAAUGAAAGUCACAGGGUGCAACUGCCAGGUGGGUCAGGAGAAUUGCCCCUGCCAUUUCGAUUGCGAGGAUGGGUACAGGGUCACACAGGGCAAGCCCGGAGAUCAGAAGUGCAUCCAGGUGGCGAAUACGGCCCUGCAGACGGGCAAGUGCAAGAAGGCCUUCUACCGAAAUGAGUGCCUCCAGAUGCAAGAGCAGACCGAGAACGGUCUCAAGCCCUGCUGUUGGAGGAGCAAAGGCUUUGGAAUGCCCUUGGAGAAUUGCCGCGCAGAGGGACAUGAGGAUAUCCAGGCGGCUUGGACGCCCGACGCUUGCGCUGCUCCGGUCGCUGGAGCCUUCGUGCCGUUAUUCCCCAACGGUGAAGUGCUCGAGAACAGCCCAGCCUUCACUUGCACUCCCACCUGCGAGAACAUCUUCGCGCAGAACAGCGACCUGGAGCACGAGAAUUGCGACAACUGCCGGCCGGAUGAGGAGUGCAAGUGCACGGUGAAGUGCAAGGAUCCGCUCAAACCGGUCGGAGGCAACACUGGCUUACGGCGCUGCUUGAUGCAGGGCGGUCUCGCGCAGUUUGAGCCGCCACCCGACUGCCUGCAGCCCUGUGAGACACCGGAUCACAAAGAUGGUACCUUAGACGUGAGCCGCUGCAAGAAUCGCUGUGUGCCUGGAGACAAGGACUGCGAGUGCUACGUGGGUUGCGCCUCGGGGAACUUCCGCGUGGACGGAGGUCAAGAAGGCUUCAAGCAGUGCACCGUCACCAAUUCGGGGAACCAGCACCUGAGCUUGCCCGUUUGUCGGCCCAAAUGCGUGAAACCUGAAAACCAGUUUGGAACCUUAAACACGAAUAAGUGCGCCAGUUGCAUUGUCGGCAAGAAGUGCGAGUGCGAGCUGAGCUGCUUCUUCGGUUCCAGUUCAAGUGGUGCUCAGAACGGUCAAAAGACCUGUGCCUUUGUCAAGGGGGAUGAAAAUACGCCAGCUGCAGCUCAGUGGGAGCCAGUGGAGGGUGCCACUGAGGAGAACCCUGCCGGCGUGCCACAAUGCUUGCCUCCCAUCAUCAUCAAGGUGGACGAUGCCCGGAGCAAGAAGCCUUUGCCGGGUGUCACGAUCACCAUCACGGUGCCUUACAACACCGGCAGCUCUGCGCGCAAGACCAUUGCGAAGCUCUACACGGACCAGUCUCCGAACAAAGACCUCUCCGUGUCUUUCUCCACGGAAGCGCGUGACAUUCACGCCACGUUGGAGAAAGAGAAGUAUGCCACCAUCAAACGGAAACUGGAUCGAGGGAAAAACUGCCAGGAUGAGACCAAGUGCGAGUUCCAUUUCGCCAUGUCCGAAGAACUUGAGGGUGGCAAGCUUUAUCCCGAAGGCUGUUUCAUCAUCGGCAACCCAAAGAGCAUUGAGUGGGACAUGCGCGCAGUCUUGGAAUGGGAGGAACAGCCAGCGGACUUGGACAUCUGGGCCCGGAACUACGACUGCUAUCGGAACG
Messenger RNA from Durusdinium trenchii, 5063 nucleotides. The record is from the annotation of a GenBank genome assembly. Lineage: Eukaryota; Dinophyceae; Suessiales; Symbiodiniaceae.